AUGGCGAGGAAGGAGGCAAAGCUAGCGGUUACGGCGGCAAAGACAGCAGCUUUUGAACGCUUGUAUACAGAACUAGAGGGCAAAGGCGGGGAUAAGAAGUUGUACAGACUAGCCAAGGUGAGGGAGAGGAAAGCGCGUGACUUGGAUCAGGGGUCCGCUCUUAGCCCCUUUUUGUUUGCUUUGGCGAUGGACGCAUUGACGCGCCACAUUCAAGGAGAGAUGCCGUGGUGCAUGUUGUUUGCACAUGACAUUGUGCUUAUUGACGAGACGUGGAGCGGCGUUAACGUGAGACUAGAGGUUUGGAGACAGACCCUGGAGUCGAAAGGUUUCAAGUUAAGCAGGAUGAAGACAGAGUACUUAGAGUGCAAGUUCAGUGAGGUGAUUCAGGUAGAGGAUGAGGACGUGCAUCUAGAUGCUCGGGUCAUCCCGAAGAAAGAAAGUAGUGAUAGUGAUGCUUCUAGACUUAGCGAACCUGGUGCUAGUCUACAUCAAGGUGGUCUGGGAAACCCUGUGGGACGGAUUGGAGGUACUGAAACUGACGAUGACAAUUCAGAGGCUUCUGGUUCAGAUGAAGAACAAGAAUUGAGAGUAAAUGGUCAACCUACAAGAGGGGCUUGUGCAAGCACAAGCUCAUUUCACUCUCAUUUGGAUCACAAGUUAUCCAAAGAAGAGGUCGACAGGCUAGAGAAAAAGAAAUGGACUUACAAAUGGAUGGUAGCCAUGUCAAAUCACAAGUGGAGGGGUACAGGCGAGUGUUUUCUGAAGGAGCCAGACAACUUCUUGUUUCAUGGCUUGAAGCCAACACUACACAAGCACUGGUUAGGUAUCUAUGAGAAGUCUGGAGGCGCAGAUUUUGAUUCAUCAAAGCAGAGAUUAUUUUUCUCCGUCUGCAACAGCUACCGGGAUAUUCUGCACCACAACAAGAAACCCUUCUAUCUCAAAGGUCAAGAAGAAGAUUCAAGUACCAUGGAUGCUUAUAUUAUGCAUUCUCUCAAUCAUAUUUUCAGAACCAGGGAUCUUGUAAAGAAGAACGAGGCAAAACUAGCUAAGCUUCAGGAGAAUGUGAAAGCAAAUGUCCUUAAUAAUGAAUCCUUUCUUGACCGUGGGUUCACUCGCCCUAAGGUUUUGAUCCUUCUCCCUCUAGCAAGUGUUGCAUUUCGGGUAGUCAAGCGGCUGAUUGAUUUGACACCUCCGAAAUACAAGUCUAAUGUAGAGGAGCAUGAACGUUUCUAUAGAGAAUUUGGAGCUGGAGUAAGUGAAGACAAGGAGGAUGAAGAUGCUACAGAAAUUCCUGAACUAAAAAGGACCUCAAAACCAUCUGAUUUUCAAGCAUUAUUUGGGGGAAAUAACAAUGAUCAUUUCAUGAUUGGAAUUAAGUUCACUAGGAGGAGCAUAAAAUUGUACGGUGACUUCUACUCGUCAGACAUGAUUGUUGCUUCCCCUCUUGGCCUAAUCACUAAAAUCGGGGAGGCAGAAUUAUACAAGGAUAAAAAUGUCGAUUAUCUUUCUUCUAUAGAGGUUCUAAUUGUUGACCACGCAGAUGUCAUAUUGAUGCAGAAUUGGUCACACGUGAAUACAAUUGUUGAACAAUUAAAUCGGAUACCUUCCGAGCAGCAUGGAACAGAUAUUAUGCGCAUUAGGCAAUGGUAUUUAGACGGUCAAGCGCCAUUCUACCGGCAAUCAAUAAUAUUAUCUUCUCACAUAAAUCCAGACAUCAAUGGGUUAUUCAACCAUCAUUGCCUCAACCACGAAGGAAAGGUCAAAUUGGCAAGCGAGUAUAAAGGUGUUUUACCAAAGGUAGUACUUCAAAUACGGCAGAUUUAUGAGCGAUUUGAUGUAAAGACUGCAGAAGAUGCCGAUGAUGCUCGGUUUGAUUAUUUCACAAAAAAGGUGUUCCCCAAGAUAAAGGAUUCCAUUGAGGGUGGUAUAAUGCUAUUUAUUAGUUCUUACUUUGAGUUUAUCCGAGUAAGGAACUUUUUGAAGUCACAAGAGGCAUCCUUUUGUCUACUGGGAGAGUACACCGAGCAGAGUGAUAUAUCUCGCGCACGAGGGAGGUUUUUCGAUGGAAAGAAGAAAUUCAUGCUUUACACUGAAAGAGCUCACUUCUAUCACCGAUACAAGAUACGUGGCAUUCAGAACUUGAUCAUUUAUUCACUUCCAGAGCGGAAAGAAUUUUACCCAGAGGUUGUAAAUAUGCUACAAGGGUCUGCUUGCACUGUUCUAUUUUCUCGCUUUGACCAGCUUCGGCUCGAGAGGAUUGUUGGUACUGCUGCUUCGAAAAGGAUGGUCACGUCGGACAAGGGUGUUUAUGUCUUCUGUUAAAAGGAAACUCACAAAAAAUUUCAACGGAGAAGUGUUUGGCCUCUCAAAUGCGUGCAACUGUUUCUGCAGCUCAAGGAAUGGCUUCUUGCCUUCACUUACCCAAGGGAAAAAAGAAAGAAAAAAAAAAUAGAUGGUUCUU
Lycium barbarum (goji berry) is the source of this 2461-nucleotide messenger RNA. RefSeq names its product protein NUCLEOLAR FACTOR 1-like. The transcript is spliced from 23 exons. Gene Ontology annotation, biological process: maturation of SSU-rRNA from tricistronic rRNA transcript (SSU-rRNA, 5.8S rRNA, LSU-rRNA). The record is from RefSeq and is a predicted model, not a curated record. Bases 1 to 2322 code for a protein of 773 amino acids. Lineage: Eukaryota; Viridiplantae; Streptophyta; Magnoliopsida; Solanales; Solanaceae. Gene Ontology annotation, molecular function: rRNA binding; U3 snoRNA binding. Gene Ontology annotation, cellular component: nucleolus; small-subunit processome.